AUGUCUCGAAGACCUGAUGCUGCGUCUGAAACAGGCUCGCACCCUAUUCACGGCUGCGACACAAGCGGGCGACACUACAAAUCGGCUGAAGAAAUGUGGGCUCAUGAACUUCGUGGAGACUUAUACAACAAAGAAACUGGUUGGUAUGGGAAGUCCCUGGAGUACUGGUCUUCUGUCCCGGCUACGGUAAGUGGUGUUUUGGGUGGUAUGGAACAUAUUCACGAUGUUGACGUGAAAGAGUCCCGCGAGUUUGUGACAUCUCUACCAGAUCGUGGUACAACACGGGCGUUGGAUUGUGGUGCUGGCAUUGGUCGCAUUACAAAGACACUACUCAGCACUAUGUACACCAUCACAGAUGUCUUGGAACCAGUCCCUAAAAUGCUUGAUAAAGCAAAGGAGGAACUUAAAGGUCUUCCUGUGGGAGAAUUUAUUCUUUCUUCUAUGGAAACUGCAACACUUAAGCCACAUACGUACGAUCUUAUUGUUAUUCAAUGGACAGCAAUCUAUUUAACUGAUGAAGAUUUUGUGAAAUUUCUGGCGCAUUGCAAGACUGCGCUGACUCCUAACGGUUAUAUAUUCUUUAAGGAGAAUUGCUCCUCCGAUGAUGGGUUUAUCGUCGACAAGGAAGACAGUAGUCUAACUCGCUCGGAUGCGCAUUACAAGCGCAUUUUUGCAGCAGCAGGUGUCGAGGUUGUGAAGGAAGCCAUGCAGAAGGAAUGGCCAGAAGAUCUUUUUAAAGUAAAAAUGUACGCACUACGUUAA
Molecule: messenger RNA, 762 nt
Organism: Trypanosoma theileri
Lineage: Eukaryota; Euglenozoa; Kinetoplastea; Trypanosomatida; Trypanosomatidae
Product: SAM-dependent methyltransferase
Exons: 1
Coding region: 1-762 (253 amino acids)
Biological process (GO): N-terminal protein amino acid methylation
Cellular component (GO): cytoplasm
Molecular function (GO): methyltransferase activity
Source: RefSeq, a predicted model, not a curated record